Ilyonectria robusta is the source of this 1188-nucleotide messenger RNA. RefSeq lists its product as uncharacterized. The record is from RefSeq and is a predicted model, not a curated record. The transcript has 2 exons. Gene Ontology annotation, molecular function: SNAP receptor activity. Bases 1 to 1188 code for a protein of 395 amino acids. Gene Ontology annotation, cellular component: endoplasmic reticulum; SNARE complex. Gene Ontology annotation, biological process: retrograde vesicle-mediated transport, Golgi to endoplasmic reticulum. Lineage: Eukaryota; Fungi; Ascomycota; Sordariomycetes; Hypocreales; Nectriaceae.
AUGUCCUUCGAAGGCCUCCAGGAGCGCUUGGUAGCUCUGCAGGAGACGACAACGCAGCUCAAGGAGCUCAUCGACCGACUCGCGACCCUAAAGUUUGAGCCCGGCUCCGUGCCCCUCACCACCGAUGAAGAGAACAGCGUGAGCGGCGAGCUCGGCGCGGAGAUUACGCAUAUCCUGCGGGACGGGGAGGAGGAUCAGGAGCUCCUGCAAGAAGAGGUGGAAUAUUUUCGUGGAGCCGAGCAUGACAAGGAGAGAUUGCGGGAGGGCGCCGAGAAGAUAGGAAAGGACCUGGCAAGCUGUCGCCUAUCCUUCCGAAAAGCCCGAUUGUCCGCGAAGAACAGCCUGGUGCAAGCGCAGAGGCUGGAACGAGAACUACUCAUCCGGUCUUACUCGCAGUCUGCAUCCGGGACCAGCUCCCCUCUACCGGGGGAAGAAAAGGUCCCCGUCAUCGCCCGCCCCACGCGCCAGCCGUCACAGCAGCAGCAUCAGUCGAGCCUCACCGAGGAUGACCAGCAAAUUGUCGGCGCCAGCAGCAACAUGACCAGCGCCCUGCGCCGGACGCACGACCUCAUCGCCGCGGAGCUGGAGCGCAGCGAGUACGCCCACCAGACGCUGACCGAGUCGUCGGCCGCGCUCAAGCAGCUCAACGAUUCAUACGGCGACCUGGACAGCAUGCUGGCGAGCUCCAAGGAUCUGCUCGGCACGCUGUUGCGGUCGCAGAAGAGCGAUACCUGGUACCUCCAGACGGCCAUGUACAUGCUCAUGGUUACGGGUGCGUGGCUCGUCUUUAGGAGGAUUCUCUACGGGCCGAUGUGGUGGCUCAUCUGGCUGCCUAUGCGACUCAUCUUUGGCACGGGCGUCAAGGUUGGGGGUGCGGUGAUGCAGGGAAGGUCAGUAGCGGGAGAGUCUGGCAAAAUGGACGUGGGACAAGAGAACCAAGAGAUUCCCGUUAAAGGUCUACCGAACAAGGAUCUGCCUACGGCGAAAGUGGGCGAGGAGACUAUGGAUUCGGAGUCGGUGCUAGAUGAUGUAGAAAAGAUUGUCGAGGCCGUCAACGAGGCCGAGAAGCUCGACAACAUCCCUGAGGACAAGGAUGCCGUGGUGGAUGGAGCCCGGAACACCAAGAAGAGAAUGUGGGAAGAGACCGAGGGGGUGACAGAAGCAGGACGGCAGAGAGACGAGCUCUGA